UUUUAAGAAUUGUUUUCUCUGCUUAUAAUAUCCUGAGAGGAUUCUUGCUGUUGGCAUGUUCUUAGAACAUGAGUAAGAACAGAAUAAGAGUGAAGCCUCUCUCUGGAGGAUUUGGUGGUAGGUAGUCCUGUGUUCCAAAGAGUUUUUUUUAAAGGGUGUCUUGUCCAUUGAAGCUACAGAGAAAAGUUGUGCCAGGUUUGUGGUAAGAAGUUUUUUGGUUUUUUUGGUGUAGGAAAACAAAUUUAAACACAGAACUAGGUGGAGAUAAGGGGGAGUGAACAGGAGAAAGAAGGAAGGAGGACAGGUGUGGAGAAGUACUGUUCUGCAAAGACUGGGAAGAAUAAAAAGGUUGCAGCAGAAAUGUGGUUGGUAGAAGGCACCUGAAAUAUUAAGGUCUAAUUCUUAUUUGCUUUCAUUUAUACCUCAAGCUAAUGCUGUGCCUCAAUCGUUCUUGAGUAUUAGUGCUUGAGCUGAUCAGAUUGUGACGUUAUGUGCCAUAUGUGCUGGCAGAAAGCAAUACAGCAUGAUGGACCAAAGAUGCAGCUUGAGCUCUAAUCUUGAGUUUCCCUGCUGUUCUUUGCUAUUUAAUUAUUAUUAUUUUUAUGUAUACACAUACAGACAUACCACUGAAUGUGAGAAAACCUGAUAGAUUUCAUAGAGGGUGAUGUGUAAGCCUAUGUAUAUUUAUGAUUUCGUGAUAGUGUUAGAGGACUGCUUAUUACUUUGACAGCAUAAUUCUUAGAAGCCUGAGCUCAUAAGACUAAAAAACAUCAAUUACGUGAAAAUCUUCUCUAGUGGGUUUACUGUUCUUUUCUAGCUGUUUGUGUUGCUCUGACAGCAAAUGCACACUAAAUAUUUUCAUAAUACUGUUAAUGUAUGAGCUUAUCAGUGUGCUUCAACUCUUUUUCAGAAGUUCGGUGUCCAAACUAGGUUUGGGUAUUGUAUUACAUUUUUCUUUACAGUACCCAAAAGUGCUGUUACUAGUCUUGUAUCAAAUACAGAAGGUGCAAUCAUUCUUUACCCUGAUCUGUGUAAAUGAGGUUAAGUGUUAGAGUUGUCAAAGGCUUUAUGUUCAGGACAAGCCUGUUAUUUCAAAAAAUCUAAAAAGGAAAAUGGACGACAACUGCUUGCAGAUGCUUAAGAGUACAAAUACAUUAACUAAAAGCUAGCAAGUACUGAGUUUUAUGCUCAGUAUCAGUACAAUAUGUGAAUGAUUAAUUUUAGGGCAAGCUUGAAGCUGUGUAGGGUGGCUUCCUAUUUCAACUUGAGUUCUGUAGAUCCAGUUGAAAAGAAAGCUGGACUUGGUGUUCCUUUCUUCAGAGGGAGUCUUAGUCUGAUUUUCUGAUGGGGAGUCUCAGUAUAACUUUACCUAAGUUUUACUUUGUCUUUUGACAAGGAGAUUAAUUUAGUUUAUGUAAAAACCACCAGUGCCAUAAAGCAUAAUAAAAAAGAAAUGUAAAUGCUUCAGGUGAGGUUGUGAAUUAAGAUGUCAAUACUAAACUGCUGGUUAAAUUUGUGGGGGGUUUUUUUUUCCCUUCAGUAUAUAAGCAGGGUUGAAUUUUUCUCUGGGACCAGAAAUCCAUAUCCAGUUGCUAAAGGGGGAAGUUGAAACAGUGCUAAAAUGUAAGGAGAAAAGCACCUUUCUACAAAUUCUGGAUUUGGAUUUGUGGGUCUAGCUUUCUUUCCUGCAGCAAAGCUUUCUGCAAGCCAGACUUUAAUUUUUCCCUUUGACUUUACUAUCUAAGAGUGUGCUUGUGGUCUCUGGGUGUGUCUUUCAUGAGACCCAUCAAAAUACUUGUUGAUUGGAGUCUUCUGUGACUAAAAUGAGAAUUAGACCCAGCCAUUUUAAGAAGUUAGGCCAUUUCAUCUGGCACAACUAGGUCUCUGUUGUUCCAAAAUAAACUAUGCUGCUAUAAUCAAAUGCUUUGCUCUUCAAAUGUUCUGGCAAAAAUUUACAUGGAAAAAAGUUGACAUAUAACUGUGAGAAAGAUGAAGAACUUGGGAGUUUAGAUAAUAAUGCAAAAAAACGUGUUAUUAAUGCCUAAGUUUUUGUAUCCUUUCAAGUUCACUAGCAUUGGUUUAUGGUGAUCAGUGAGAAGUUUCACAGGAGUAUUUGUCUCUUCCCCUCCUCUCUGGUAAAUAAUUCAUUUCUUGUUAAUACUCUGAGUGUUCUCUUUGGUUUAUUCAAACUUAUUCAGUUUCUCUGUGUCUUGUCCUGAUAUGAGAUAGAUAACUAGCUUAUUAACUCCAGUUUUCUAAGGCUGAAGUAUCUGAAGUCUGUCUUGGGAGCUGCAUUGCCCACAGCUGGUUAUCUUUCAGUAUCCUAGUUGCUAGAUUUCUGCAUAAGUGAAUGAGUGCAUGAGGGAAUUGAGAAGUACUUUUAUUUUCCCCUUUGAAUUAUAAGGGGAAGAAGCUGGGAACUAUAACCUGUUGCUGUGGACAUCUUGCUCUCUGUGGUCAUCUCCCUUCAUUUUUUGGAUCACUGAUGCACCAUUGUCUCUCCUUGUUGUCUUCUGCUGAGGGUUCAUCACUGUUUUCCUGUGUUUUUUGGUGCACUCUCAUAAUCAUUUUAGGUUGGGUUAAGACUUUGCUACUGCCAGAAAGCAAAGUUCUGUUAGUUCCUUGUGUCCAUGGAGUGAAUAAGUGUUUAACUUGCCCCUGGCUCAGCACAUGGCCCAGCUGGGGAUGCUGUGGGGUGGCUGGGGAUGUGUGGGAGUGUGUGGCUGAGUGCAGAGGUGACAAGAGACUGCCCUUUUCUGCAGUAGUAACAUGGGAUUACACUGGAAUCUUCCUGAUGUGAAACCAUACUCUCCUAUACAGGAGUGCUGCUAGGUGGUUGUUUGGUUUUGGUUGUUUGUUUUUUGUUUUUUUUUUAGAGCUCCUGAUAAGGUGGUGCCCUGUGGCUUGGCUGUGUUGUAGUUUUUCUCCCCACAUUCCCAGGUAGUUUACAGAUCAUCUUAGGAGGUGCAACUGUAAAGUCUUUUUAAAGUUUGAAAAGGGAAGUUCAACAGCUUCUACUUUUAAGUCAGACUUAAGCACUCAGGCAAGAUUUAGCCAGAAGCAGAAUUUAAUUUAGGUUUCCUAAAAGGAGUACAUGUUACAACUCUCAUAUCCUUUGAGGAAUUAUGCUGCAGAGGAGCUCGGACCUUGUACCUGUGGGAGCUUUAAACAAGGUGACUGCUGGCUGCCAGGGCCCCAGCUGCAUCUUCCUGCUUCUCCUUUCUGCUGGCUGGACAGCUCCUUAGACCCCUGAGCCACUUUAUGUGUGUUGGUGGAGAAGGUAAGGCAAUGACAGAAGUGAGGAGUGCUAGGGAAGGGCCAGGACCGUGCAGCUGGAGGCAGGCUGCCAUCAUGACGGCUGAAGAAACGGUGAACGUUAAAGAAGCUGAAAUAAUUAAGCUAAUACUAGAUUUUCUUAACUCACGGAAACUUCAUAUCAGUAUGUUGGCACUUGAGAAAGAAAGUGGGGUCAUUAAUGGCUUGUUUUCAGAUGACAUGCUCUUUCUAAGGCAGUUGAUUCUUGAUGGUCAGUGGGAUGAGGUUCUUCAAUUCAUUCAGCCUCUUGAAUGUAUGGAAAAAUUCGACAAGAAAAGAUUUCGAUACAUUAUAAUGAAGCAGAAGUUCUUGGAAGCCUUAUGUGUAAACAAUGCGAUGUCAGCAGAAGAUGAGCCUCAGCAUCUGGAGUUCACAAUGCGAGAGGCAGUGCAGUGCCUGCACGCGCUGGAGGAGUAUUGUCCCUCCAAGGAAGACUACAGCAAACUCUGCCUGCUGCUGACACUGCCCCGCCUGACCAACCACGCCGAGUUCAAGGACUGGAAUCCCAGCACUGCUCGGGUGCACUGCUUUGAGGAAGCCUGUGUCAUGGUGGCGGAGUUCAUCCCAGCCGACAGGAAGCUGAGCGAGGCCGGCUUCAAAGCAAGUAACAACCGAUUGUUCCAGCUUGUCAUGAAGGGAUUGCUUUAUGAAUGUUGUGUGGAAUUCUGUCAGAGUAAAGCAACAGGAGAAGAAAUCACAGAAAGUGAAGUAUUGCUGGGCAUUGAUCUCUUGUGUGGCAAUGGGUGUGACGACUUGGACCUUAGCUUAUUGUCGUGGCUGCAGAACCUGCCAGCUACUGUGUUUUCUUGUGCUUUUGAACAAAAGAUGCUUAAUAUUCAUGUUGAUAAACUCCUCAAGCCUACAAAAGCUGCGUAUGCUGAUCUUUUGACACCUCUUAUCAGCAAACUUUCUCCUUACCCAUCGUCCCCAAUGAGAAGGCCUCAGUCAGCAGACGCUUACAUGACCCGCUCCUUAAACCCUGCCUUAGAUGGGCUGUCCUGUGGAUUAACAAACCACGAUAAGCGGGUCACAGACCUCGGGACCAAAACUUCUCCAAUGUCGCACUCCUUUGCUAAUUUCCAUUACCCAGGAGUACAGAAUCUCAGCAGGAGCCUCAUGCUUGAGAAUACUGAGUGUCACAGCAUUUUUGAAGAGUCACCUGAGCGUGAUACUCCUGUGGAGCAACAGCGUCCCAUCGGCAGUGAGGCUUUGUGCCAAGGUUCAGUCCCAGAAAAUGAACCACUCAAUGCAGCACAGAGUCAGGGAUCAGCCAAACAAGAAAAAAAUGAGGUACUUCGUGAUUCAACAGAGCAGUUUCAGGAAUAUUACAGACAAAGACUACGUUACCAGCAGCACUUAGAACAGAAGGAACAACAACGACAGUUGUACCAGCAAAUGUUGUUGGAAGGAGGAGUAAAUCAAGAAGAUGGAGCUGACCAGCAACAGAAUCUUACUGAACAGUUUCUUAACAGAUCUAUCCAGAAACUAGGAGAAUUAAAUAUGGGUAUGGACAGUCUUGGAAAUGAUGUACAAGCACUUAGCCAGCAAUGUAAUGGGAGCAAAGGGAAUGCAUCUACCAAUCCAGCAAGUAACUUCACAUCACCACCCUCAGAUGGCAGUCAGAGGAUAGCAAGUGAUAGCCCAAAUGUUAAUACAAGCACUCCUCGAAAGUGUGGAUCAGCCAAUCAGAUCCCCUUUCCUGAAGAGUCACCUGUACAGGGGAACCAAACCAGUGUAUCAGCACAUGCUGUCACUCAGCCACAGCUGGAAGACGCUUUGGGGAAUUUAGCUAAGGCAAGAGGUGAUGAGGAUGACAAAUCAAAAAAGCAAUUCAUUUGCAUCAAUACUCUAGAAGACACACAGGCUGUCAGAGCUGUAGCCUUUCAUCCCAGUGGGAGUUUAUAUGCUGUUGGCUCCAACUCUAAAACUUUGAGAGUUUGUGCCUAUCCAGAAGUAAUUGACCCAAGUGCUUAUAAUACUCCUAAACAACCUGUAGUUCGCUUCAAAAGGAAUAAGCAUCAUAAAGGAUCAAUCUACUGUGUAGCCUGGAGUCCCUGUGGACAGCUGUUAGCUACUGGUUCUAAUGAUAAAUAUGUGAAAGUCCUGCCUUUUAAUGCAGAAACUUGUAAUGCAACAGGACCAGAUUUGGAAUUCAGCAUGCACGAUGGGACAAUCAGAGACCUUGCUUUCAUGGAAGGCCCAGAAAGUGGUGGUGCUAUUUUAAUAAGUGCUGGAGCAGGGGACUGCAAUAUUUACACAACAGAUUGUCAGCGAGGACAAGGCCUGCAUGCCCUGAGUGGUCACACUGGUCAUAUUUUAGCACUUUAUACAUGGAGUGGCUGGAUGAUUGCAUCUGGAUCCCAAGACAAGACUGUAAGAUUUUGGGAUUUGAGAGUGCCAAGCUGUGUUCGUGUUGUGGGAACAACGUUUCAUGGAACAGGCAGUGCUGUAGCCUCAGUAGCUGUUGAUCCCAGCGGGCGACUCCUGGCUACAGGCCAGGAGGACUCCAGCUGUAUGUUGUACGACAUCCGGGGGGGUCGGAUGGUGCAGAGCUACCACCCCCACUCCAGCGACGUUCGCUCCGUUCGCUUCUCCCCGGGGGCUCACUACUUGCUCACGGGGUCAUACGAUAUGAAGAUCAAGGUGACAGACUUGCAAGGGGACCUCACGAAGCAGCUUCCUCUGAUGGUGGUAGGAGAGCACAAGGACAAAGUUAUCCAGUGCAGGUGGCACACGCAAGAUCUUUCCUUCUUGUCGUCGUCUGCAGACAGGACUGUAACCCUUUGGACCUACAAUGGUUAGAGUGCAAACAAAGGCAACCUAUGCAGCUAAAGCACAGAGACCUGAGACUACAGAACUGUCCAAACAAUAAUAAUGAGGCAUUGAGAGCAGCAGUUGAGCGGGAGAGUGUCUUAUCAAGAAGAGGGGCACUUGUCACUGGUUUUUCUGGUUUCUAGGAGGUCUUGGUGUUUUUAGUAUAUUCUUUUGCAGUGCUUCCAGUCUUCCAUGUUGAACUCAUGCUGCUGUGACCUAUUGUAGUCUUGUUGCCAAAGUCUAUGAGGAGAACUCUUAUGUUGUUGAUGUGCACUCAGAGUAACAUGAAUGAUGUGUUUACAGUUUGGUAUUAAUUGCAUUCCUUGGUCUUUGCCUCAAUGAGAAUUUUGUACAGAACUUAAGUUGAACAACACUUUAAUCAAGUCUGUAUGUAACUAGUUACACACACACACACACACACACAUGUAAAACUUCCACUGUUUUUUCAGGUUCAUUGUAUUCAUCACUCCUCAACAAGAGAUCAGACUUUAUAACAUCUCCACAAUUUCAGUGUUUUUAGUAAAAACAUCUGAACUUUAAAGGCUGACUAGGCAGCAAUCACAUCUUGAUUAUGGUCCAUUAUAUAGUGUGGGAUUUCUUCUUUCUUUUCAUCUAACCUGGGAAAAAUGUUGCUGUUUUUACUACAUAACAUUGUUUUGAACAAGCUAACAUGUUGGAGGGGGAAAAAGUAAAAUAUUGACUUUUUUCAGUAGAAACAUGUAAUAUUUUACUUUUUGAAUGCAACAGAAUACCUCUGUGUAUAAUGUACUGUAGAAAAGAGUGGAUUGGCAGCAGUUGUCACAGUGAGCUUAAUGGCUAUCAAUUUUUCAAGUAAAAGGGAUACCAUUAAUGCUAUAAUAGAAACCAGCAUGGCUUAAAAUGCUAUGUCUGCAUGAUAAUUUAAGAAUUGUUUAAAUUCCCAGUUCAGAAGCUUAUCUGAAUUUUAUUUCUUGCACUGUUUAUGUAUGGGAAACUGCAGUUCUAUUUCUACAAAACUUUAGAUUCUAAUGUUUAUGUAUUGUUAUAUUUUCAUAUUGUACAGUUCCUUUUACUUUUUAAAAUAUAAACCUUAAACUUUGGGUUAUUUAUUUAUUUGAACUGCAGUUAAGUUUUGGAUUCUCUUGGUUACUAAAUUAUAUGUGCACUGUAGCAAGCAUUUUUAACUAUCGUAUAAAAGUGGAAAGGUAAAUAUAGAAGUGUAUCUGUGCUAUAAUCUCAAUAAAGACCUCCAACACCUGCA
Molecule: messenger RNA, 7369 nt
Organism: Pseudopipra pipra
Lineage: Eukaryota; Metazoa; Chordata; Aves; Passeriformes; Pipridae
Gene: WDR47
Product: WD repeat domain 47
Exons: 15
Coding region: 3262-6117 (951 amino acids)
Molecular function (GO): protein binding
Source: RefSeq, a predicted model, not a curated record